Messenger RNA from Aspergillus saccharolyticus JOP 1030-1, 1070 nucleotides. RefSeq lists its product as uncharacterized. Gene Ontology annotation, molecular function: zinc ion binding; ubiquitin protein ligase activity. Gene Ontology annotation, biological process: protein ubiquitination. The record is from RefSeq and is a predicted model, not a curated record. The coding region runs from base 5 to 655 and encodes 216 amino acids. NCBI's taxonomy places the organism in Eukaryota, Fungi, Ascomycota, Eurotiomycetes, Eurotiales, Aspergillaceae. The transcript has 2 exons.
CUCAAUGCUAAUAUGGAACGAAAGUGUAAUCACAUGGCACCGCCGUCGUCGUCGCGCCCGCCGCGUCGCCGCCGCAGCCGCAGACGGCACCACCCCCCACCAUCGGCGGGACAGCGCCCUCGAUCCCCUAACCGGCAGACCCUCGAUGCAACAGAUCCCCAGGUCCACCACCUCGACCGUCCGACUACCCGUGCCCAAGGUCAACGUGGAGCGCUGGCUGGAAGAACAAACCCGUUCGGGCACCAACGAGCCCUGGCAUUUCGCCCAGGAAUCCUGUGCCAUCUGUCUCGAACGUCUCAAGGUGGAGGAUGAGAAGAUGCCGACUACGUCCACCACCGCAACGGCAACCGCUCCCAACGAUGACAUGAAUCAUCCGCCCACAGCCCCCCAACCCGCUUGGAUCCCCCCCCGUUCUGGUGGUCACGGCAGUCACCCGGACCUAGAAACAGGGUUGAGCGAUUGGCGCCGCGGUUCGCUAUCCUCUGCUUCCUCAGACCUCGACACCGCUCCUGCGCCAGGCCAGGCAAAUGAUGUCUUGGUGCUCAAGAGAUGUAACCAUGUCUUCCAUGCGGCGUGUCUGGUCCUGUGGGUCGAGCAGCAUCGGUAUAGGUGUCCGGUCUGUCAGGCUUCGUUGAAGCAUAGUUCUUGUUCUUGAUGGUCCCGGGUGCUCUGCAGUGACUUGGUGAUGUCUGCUGGUUUCCGUUCGUGACGGGCCCCGGCUCUCUGUAGUACGAGUAGUGAUGAUGUCUGUGCCGGUUUUUCCGUUCCUGGUUGCCGAGAUAUAUUCGCCAAGAGCGAGAGCAGCGUCACCUGGUUUUCUGUGUGGUGAGGUGUCUGGGUAUGUAACGAUAAGAUGAUCGGCGUCUUGGGGUUUGCUGCCGCUUUUCUUGCUCUUCUUCUAGUUUGGUGUCUGUGUUGGACGUUGGUGAUGGCGUGACUCACCCCCCUCUGUGUAAUGUUAACUUCUCGCCGCGCUGGUUGCGCCUCUCCAAUGACUUUAGCUCUGCGUCGAGCUUGUUAUGCAUCCUCCUUGGCACGCCCAGCGUCCAGCUCAAUACCAAGAAUAGGAU